Messenger RNA from Leptopilina heterotoma, 3333 nucleotides. Its product is annotated as mitogen-activated protein kinase kinase kinase 7-like. Bases 143 to 1885 code for a protein of 580 amino acids. The record is from RefSeq and is a predicted model, not a curated record. Gene Ontology annotation, molecular function: ATP binding; MAP kinase kinase kinase activity; magnesium ion binding. The transcript is spliced from 9 exons. Gene Ontology annotation, biological process: protein phosphorylation; positive regulation of canonical NF-kappaB signal transduction; JNK cascade. Lineage: Eukaryota; Metazoa; Arthropoda; Insecta; Hymenoptera; Figitidae.
CCUGCGAAUCUACAUCAAAAUAAUGCAAAUGGCGAGAUAGAUUUAGAGGAUUUAGAGUAUCUAAUUAAAAAGUUUUUUUUUAAGUAAUUUAAUUUUUCAGUUUAAAUGCACGCUGAAAAUAAUGUGACGUUGACUGUGUGCGAUGGCGAGCAAAGAAGGAACCGGCCAUCAGCAGCAGUUCGUUGAAGAAAUUGACUUUAAAGAAAUUGAAAGACAAGAGAUUGUGGGAAAAGGUUCUUUUGGAGUUGUAUGGAAAGGAAAAUGGCGUGGACAGUAUGUUGCUGUAAAACUCAUCAACUCGGAAGGUGAAAAGAAAGCAUUUUCAAUUGAAGUGAGACAACUUUCAAGAGUAGCUCAUCCGAAUAUUGUUAAACUUUAUGGAGCCUGUACGAAGAAUCCCGUCUGCUUGGUAAUGGAAUAUGCAGAAGGUGGAUCAUUAUAUAAUGUUCUUCAUUGCGAUCCUCAACCCCAUUACACAGUUGGCCAUGCAAUGAGUUGGGCUCUUCAGUGCGCCCGUGGUGUUGCAUACCUUCACAAUAUGAAACCAAAACCACUUAUUCACAGGGAUCUGAAACCUCCAAAUCUUCUCUUAAUCAUGGGCGGCCAAACACUUAAAAUUUGCGAUUUCGGAACAGCUUGCGAUUUAAAAUCAUACAUGACAAAUAAUAAAGGCUCAGCAGCAUGGAUGGCACCUGAAGUUUUUGAAGGUUCUCGCUACACAGAAAAAUGUGAUGUUUUCAGUUGGGGUAUAAUACUUUGGGAGGUACUGUCCAGGAGAAAACCUUUCGACGAUAUUGGAGGUUCUGCCUACAGAAUUAUGUGGGCAGUUCACAUCGGACAGAGACCCGCUUUACUCGAAUCGUGUCCGAAACCAAUUGAAAGGCUUAUGACUCGAUGUUGGAGUAAAGUACCGGACGAGCGGCCUUCAAUGGUAGAAGUGGUUAGAAUUAUGACUGCCUUAUCCGAAAUGUUCAGUGGAGAAUUAGGACCUGUAGAAUAUUCUUUAAGUAGCGAAGCAGACAUGGAUGAUGAGGAUGACGAGGAAACACGUAGCGAUACGUUAGAUACUUUAGACAUGCCGAGUACUUUAAAUUCUCUGAUUAACGGCUCAAUGGAAAAUGGACUCGAUAGAACUCCAAUGCCAACUGAAGUUAAUGACGAGAUGAAUGGUAAUUCAAUUCAAAAGUUAGACUUAAACGAGGCUCCAGUUCAAAUACAAAGCAAACUCGAAUUUACUAACGAUGAUUCUUGGAAGAACGUUAUUCCAAUAAAUGCAGAAUCCCAUGUCUCAACCUCGAGUAAUCUAUCAUUCAAUCAACGACCGAAUAUUGCUCCGUUAAAAGUGGAGUGUGAUCCGAACGCUUGGGAGCUUGGCAAUUCUUUUGAUUCUUCUUGGGAAAUUCGAAAUAUGGCCGGUUUGGAUAAAAUGGCACCAAAAUCAAAGAAAAAUCUUCAGGGUAGCAGCACGAUGAAUGAGGAUUUGGACAAUGUUUAUCGUUUAUUGGACAAUGAACAAAGACCUCGUACUCCUGAUCACACGUGUCCGCAGUCUCGGGAGAUCUUUGAGGAACAUAAACAGCUGGCACAAGAGUAUCUCAAAGUACAAACAGAAAUUGCACUCUUGAGCCAACAAAAAAAUGCCUUACUAAAGAAUCUCAGUAUUGAAGAUCGCAAACAAAAGGAGGAACUUCUGGGAUUGGAGAAAGAGAAGGAAUCUUUGCGGAAACUUUAUCAAACAUUUAAACAUCAAUUGGAAAUGAAGAAAAACCAAUCAAGCGGCAUUCAGAAUCAGCGACCACCGGCAAUACCUUCAAUAGGGCCAGCGGUGUCUGGAGAAGAUGGUUGGAUUGUCGUUUCACGACAGGAUCCCUCAAGGAUGUCCUAAAAAAAACCUCCAAAAGUUCGGAUAUUUUUAAAUAAGUGUCUUAAUUAGCCCAACUUAUAGUUCUAGGGUGUGAUUCGUAAAAGUCUGUGAUGCCAGAUUUGUUCCUAAUUUUCUUGAAAAAAAAUACUAGAAAAGAGCAAAAGCAACAUUUUUGCUUUUUCAUAUUGUUCGAAGGUAAAAUUUUUCUUAUACAAACAAUUAAGAUGCACUAAUAAUCGUUUUAAAAUAUUAAACCGUAUACUGUACAUAUUAGAGACUGAUUAUAAAACUAGAAAUUAAUUUCCAUUAUUCGUGCAUCUUUGAAAAUAAUAUGAAUUUAUAUGACGAGAUCUCAAAUCAAGAAAAAGAAAUUUACUUCAAUUUUCGAUAAUUUUUGUUUUCCUUUUUUAAGCUAUAUAAAACAAAAGGAAACAAAAUACUUUAAAUUAUUUUUUGAAAAUAAUUUUUAAUUGCAAAAUACUUACAUAAAUUUUACUAACAUUGACAAGAAUAAGUAAAACUUAUUUAGACACUUUAGAUUUAGUAUAUCUUAUUGAGGAUUUUAUAUCUUUAAUUCAAGCGUAAUAAUCAUAUUAUAAUUUACAGUUGGAAAAAAAUACUAGUCAUUAUUUAAACAUCAUUUAGGCGACUUUACUUUAUUAAGGAAAUUAUUUUAAAAUUUUUCAAAGACCGGUUAAUGAUUUAGAAAAAAAAAUCGCGUGAUAAAAAAGUGUAUCAAAAUUUCUUUUAAUUGUUCAAUUUAUUGGCAAAUUUAAAAUAUAAGUGCGAAUCAGUUGGGAUGAAUGCAAACGGAAUUACAAACUUUUAAUGAUAAAAAAAAGUAGCAAAUAGAAUUUUUACUGUCAAUUGUAAAUGUGAAUAUCCGUAGACCUUGAAAAUUGGAAGAAAAGAAAUUCGUCUUUUUGGAAAAAAUUGUUUUCGUUUUUGCAAACAAUCCGAGUUUUUAUUAAGGCGACAAAAGGCGAUUUCAAUAUUUGCAAAUUACUGAAAAAAAAUUAAUAUCUCAAUAAUGUGAUUUUUAAUGUUAGAGAAUUAAUGAAAUUUAAAUUGAAAGAAAAUAAAUGUAUGUGAGUAGAAGUAGAAAUAUGUAUAAAUAGACAGUGCACUUAGUAAUUAAUAAUUAAUAAUUAAUUUGUAAAAUGCCUUUUAAUGAAUGUGUAUGAAUUUUAUUAAUUUAAUUGAAUAAUGGUUGAGGAGAAAAUGUGAUUUUAAAGUGACUUUAAUGCAUAAAACUUUUCAGAUAUCUUUAUAUCUAGUUAAAAAUAAUAUAAAUACGUAAAUAUUGAAAUACAUCUAGAUAUUAAAAAAUAUAAAUUGACAAAACUGAGAUAUGACCGAAAAUGCAAAAAUUUAUGAAAAUUGUCAACAUUAUUUUCUGUUGAUUUUUCCAUAGAAUGCACGUCUUAUUCUAUUUUAAAAUAAUAAAUAAAAAACAGAACUUUUAAAUA